Molecule: messenger RNA, 951 nt
Organism: Penicillium waksmanii
Lineage: Eukaryota; Fungi; Ascomycota; Eurotiomycetes; Eurotiales; Aspergillaceae
Product: fungal specific transcription factor domain-containing protein
Exons: 4
Coding region: 1-951 (316 amino acids)
Biological process (GO): positive regulation of transcription by RNA polymerase II
Molecular function (GO): DNA-binding transcription factor activity, RNA polymerase II-specific; sequence-specific DNA binding
Source: RefSeq, a predicted model, not a curated record
AUGACCGCUGCUCUGCAUCACUUGCGAAUAUACCGCAUCAGGUCUAGCAUAUUGACUAAAUUCGCCGGCCCUAAUGCUCGUGUGCCUACAUCAGAAGAGGUUCAAAGUACUCUUUGGGAACUAGAUCAAUGGCGACAGGACGCCCCUAGGAAAGAAAAAUCAAAUCAUUUUCCUCAGCAAAAUGCAGAUCGAAUACAUACAAACUAUCUGCAAGCCGUCCUUCUGUUAAUCAGACCCAUUCUGGUAAAUCGUCCGACAAAUUUCGAUUCUAUAAAAUUAUGCGUCACGUUUGCCGCAGAUGCAUGCGAGAGCGCGAAGGCAUUGAGCUUGAAUCCUUUGACUCUACCAGACCGGAUCACUGUAUACCAUUCCUUCUAUGCGGGUAUUACCCUGUUACAAUGCCUUGCCAUAAAGCCCAAUUCCUUGACCCUCAGAGGAUCCCAUAAAGCCAUAAGCGCAUGUUCAAGCGCGCUGGCCGUAUACACCCGGGUUUUGCCCUCAGUUGCGCCAUUUUUACGUCUCUUCGAGGAUGUUGCAAAUAAAGUUGUCCGUGACGACCAUGACACCGAAUUUAGUCCAAGCCCCGAGGUACAGAGUUUAUUGAGUAGGAUAAUAUCGAGCGAUCCGUCUGAGAUACCAAGUAUACUGCAAUCUCUAUCCGAGGGGGACAAUCAAGAAAAUGUAUUUGCAUGGGCCACCGGUGUUCAAACAGAGGGCGAAACAACCGAGGUAUUUCAAUUUAUUGGCAGUUUUAUCACAAAGCUAAUAUUAUUUCCAAAGCCAAUACAAUACGAGUCCAUCCUGGGCGGGCAAUCCUUGGUGGCACCACUCAACAUGCCCCUUGGUAUUUCUCCUCUUUACGUAUCCGAUACAGAAAUGAUGGACAUAUGGACGACGAGUUGGCUGAGUGGCAUAUCUACGGAAUUUUGUGGAGGGUCCUCCCUGUUCUGA